Messenger RNA from Durusdinium trenchii, 906 nucleotides. NCBI's taxonomy places the organism in Eukaryota, Dinophyceae, Suessiales, Symbiodiniaceae. The record is from the annotation of a GenBank genome assembly.
AUGACACAUGGCACAGUGCUCACGGGGAAGACAGCCCAUACCAUCCGCACAGCUUUGACUGCUCGCAGCCACAUGACCAAGGGGACCAGCAAGACACAGGGUACUGUCCUGUCGCGGAUGACCGCGCUGGCCAGUUUGAAGGAGGGGGACGACUUCCAAUAUCACUUUGGCACCCACAACGCUCUACGCCCGACGAUUGCCCAACGCGCCGGAGCACUACUCAACGAAGAGGAAGAGGAGGAGUUUGAGGACGAAUAUGGGGAUGAGCUCAAACCCAAAGGCAUUCCGAAGGAUAUCCGAAUACCAUCAUUCUUGAUCGUGCUUUGUUGCUUCAACAACACUGCCGCAUAUGUCAUGGAGUUUGCGACUUUUGCGAUCUUCUUCAAGGAGUUUCACAAGUGGGAGGCUGCGACUUGGGCGAGCCUAGCGCAGACCAGCGGAGAUUUGGUGGCAGCAGUCAUGAUGAAGGUCUUGAGGAACGACGUGGACGAGGCCGAGAAUGUGGGCUGGCUGCGCCGCAUCAUCAUGCAACCAUACAAUCUAGCCUGCCUCCUGUUCUGCUGGACGCUCUGCAACUUGGGGAUGAUCAGCCCUUUGUUGCCUGUUGCUGUCACGGCGCAGAUCAUCAUGGGCACGGCCUUUGUCUACACCAUAAAGAUGAGCACCGACCUAAACCUCUUCUACUCCAUGGGGGAUACAGCUGUCUUCCUCAAGCUUCAGGUCUAUUGCAAGAAUGCGGAAGCCCUCGGGGGCUGCAUCUUCAGCUUUCUGGGCCCUUUCCUCUUUGAGAACGUCAACGCCUUUUUCCCAUUCGUGGUCACGACGUGCAUGUCGGCACUGAUCUUUAUCAUCUUCACUGCAGGUGAGAGGGAGGGCAGAUCGGUUGAGCGGGACCGGGGCGUUUAG